Molecule: messenger RNA, 1483 nt
Organism: Malus domestica (apple)
Lineage: Eukaryota; Viridiplantae; Streptophyta; Magnoliopsida; Rosales; Rosaceae
Product: 33 kDa ribonucleoprotein, chloroplastic-like
Biological process (GO): chloroplast rRNA processing
Cellular component (GO): chloroplast thylakoid membrane
Molecular function (GO): mRNA binding
Source: RefSeq, a predicted model, not a curated record
AAGGAGGAUUAUCAAAUGAAAAUCCAAAAAUCCAGGAAACCUUAUCCAUGCCCCACAUCGGCUUUCGUCAAAUGGGAAGCCCCUCCUCCCCGUCUUCUUCCGCUUGAAGACCUUCCUUCCCCAAACACCAUUUCCUCCCACACAAUGCUAUCCAUGGCUUCCACAAGUACUUCUUGCUCUUCUCCCCUCUGCAACAAAAUCUCCAACUUCUCAAUCUCCCACUCACUCCCUCCAAUCCCCACUCACUUACCACCAAACAUUAAACCCCUAAAACCCCUCAAGCUCAAAGCCCGUUUCCAUAGCUUCCCUCACCUCUCUCCUGCCCCCAGUUUCCGCCGCUCGUUGGCGGCGUUCGACGGCUUUGAAGCCAAAGAAGACAGUGAAAGCCAAGACGAACAAGACCCAGAAACACAGCUCCAUGAAAAGCAAGAAGAAGAAGAAGAAGAAGAGCAAAGAGAGGAAGUGGCAAAGAUAUCAGACGUUGGGAGGCUAUAUGUGGGGAAUUUGCCCUAUAACUUGACUUCAACCCAAUUGGCUGAGGUUUUCGGGGAGGCCGGCACGGUGGUUUUUUCAGAGAUUAUUUAUGACAGAGUCACAGAUAGAAGCAGGGGAUUUGGAUUUGUUGCAAUGUCAACUGUUGAGGAAGCUCAGGAUGCCAUUAGGAUGUUUGAUGGCUCUCAAGUAGGAGGUAGAAGUGUGAAGGUGAACUUCCCAGAAGUGCCAAGAGGAGGCGAAAGGGAAAUGUUAGGACCCAACAGACCAAGGGCUGGGUUCAAGGUGUACAUAGAUAGCCCUCAUAAGGUUUAUGCAGGAAACCUUAGUUGGGGUUUAACUUCACAGGGUCUUAAGGAUGCCUUUGAAGACCAGCCAGGGCUGUUGGGUGCCAAGGUCAUAUAUGAGAGGGUUUCUGGAAGAUCCAGAGGUUUCGGGUUUGUGACAUUCGAAACCAAUGAGGCUGCGGAAUCAGCUGUCGCUGCCAUGAAUGGAGUGGAGGUUGAUGGACGGCCUUUGCGAUUAAAUAUGGCAGCAGAGAGAGCAAGGACCGUUGUUUCCUCUCCAGCAGCAUCAGAAACAACUGCACAAGACACAGACAGCAGUGAAGUGGUUUCUCCACCAGCAUCAGAAACAACUACAGACAACACGGACAACAGUGAAUUGGUCUCUCCUCCAGCGUCGGAUACAACCACUGACAACACAGACAACAGUGAAUUGGUCUCUUCUCCAGCAUCGGAUACAACAACAGAAGACGCAGACAGCGGGGAAUUGGUUUCCAGCAUUAGCAUCUGAUUUAAAAUUGCACUACAAGGCAGCCUAGAACAAGAAGUUUUGCCACACAAAAUGAUGUUGAGGCUGUGUUGAUUUUUCAGUUGCAGGGGCAAAGUGAGACUCGAGUUUUGUUUCCAAGGAGCGAGUAAUUAGGCAUCAUGUAUAAACGAAUGGAAAACAAUUUCAAAGUAAUAUUAUUAAGUUGGUAAAUUCUCAA